This is a messenger RNA of Lates calcarifer (barramundi perch), 742 nucleotides long. RefSeq names its product troponin I, skeletal, slow c (gene tnni1c). NCBI's taxonomy places the organism in Eukaryota, Metazoa, Chordata, Actinopteri, Centropomidae. The transcript has 7 exons. The record is from RefSeq and is a predicted model, not a curated record. Gene Ontology annotation, biological process: muscle contraction. Gene Ontology annotation, cellular component: troponin complex. The coding region runs from base 139 to 708 and encodes 189 amino acids.
CUUGUACAUUAAUGCAUGGUCUGAUAGUGGAGGUCAUUUUCUGUUAAUCAUUGGACUAUUUUAUUUUCCUUUUUUCAAAUCAAACAGCAUCCUAAUUGUUUCUUUCUCAAAGGUUCAACAAUGUCUGAUGAGUAAUACAUGCCACCACCCAUGGCCCCCAAGGCAGAGGCAAAGCCCAAAUGCAAGAUUUCAGCCUCCCGCAAGCUAUCACUGAAGAUCCUCCUGCUGACUCGAGCAAUGGAAGAGCUGGAGGCAGAGAAAGCUGCACGAGAGGAAGAGAAGGUUCGUUACCUGGGAGAGAAGCUUCCACCGCUGCAGUUCAGCGGUUUAAACAUGGAGGACCUACAGAACCUCUGUAAGCAGAUGCAUUCAAAGAUUGAUGUGGUGGAUGAGGAGCGGUACGACUACGAGGCCAAAGUCAUUAAGAACAACAGAGAUAUCAAUGAGUUGAAGCUUAAGGUGCAGGACCUCGGAGGAAAGUUCAAGAAACCAGCUCUGAGGAAGGUGAGGGUGUCUGCAGAUGAGAUGCUGAAAGCUCUGUUUGGAUCCAAAAGUAAGGGCUCCAUGGAUCUGAGGGCAAAUCUCAAAUCUGUGAAGAAAGAGGACAUCAAACAAGAGAAGGAGCUGACCAUGGAGGUGGGUGACUGGCGUAAGAACGUGGAGGCCAUGUCUGGUAUGGAGGGCAGAAAGAAGAUGUUUGAUGCAUAAUAUAACCAAAUCAAAAAAAAAAAAAAAACACAAA